AUGGUUGCUCUCAAAGACAAGCCCGAAUACGUCGAUCUCGAUGUCGAUUUCACGCCUCUACCAAAACAUGGCCAUCUAUCGGAGAAAACGCCGGAGUUCAUAGAGGCCGAGCCCGCGAUUGCAGCCGCCUAUGACCAAUUAUGGGCGUUACCAGAUUUCGCGGCGUUUCGCCAAGCUGCGGGUGACCCUGACGCCCCUAUGCCACAUGGUGGACCCGAUCGGUAUUGCGACGUUGUGACCGAACUGCUACAAGUUCCUGCGCGUGACGGGCACUUGAUUGAGUUGAAGAUUUAUAAAUCUCCAAAGGUUUUGCCGGGCGCUACGUUGGUUUAUCGCAUGCAUGGUGGUGGCUGGGCUGUCGGGCGACACGAGGUAGAUGGUGCCGAGAACGUUUAUGCAGCCACGAACCCUAACAUAGUCGUUGCGAGCGUCGAAUAUCGAUUAGCCCCUGAGUUCCCCCUUCCAAUUGGGAGCAAUGAUUGCUAUGAUGGUCUAUUAUGGUGUAAGAAGAAUGCCACAACCCUUGGAAUUGAUCCAGAGAAGAUUAUCGUUGCCGGAAGUAGUGCCGGAGCCAAUCUUGCUGCAAGUCUAGCCAUCAUGGCUAGAGAUAGCGGUAUCACUGGCAUCAUCGCCCAGAUUCUUCAUUUCCCAGCAGUUUGCCAUCCCAAAUUCUUUCCCCGAGACAAGUAUGAGUUUGGCAGCUACAAUCAGAACGCCUUUAAUUGCGUCCUCAAUGUCCUCAUAAACGAAGCUUUUCUCGACGCAUACAAUCCUGAUGUCAAGCCCGACACCAGACACUCGCCUCUGCUUGCGGCGUCGCAUGCGAAUCUUCCUCCAGCCUUAAUACAAUGCGCAGGUGUUGAUAUAUAUCGGGAUGACGCUUUCGCAUACGCCGAGGCCCUCGAAGCUGCUGGCGUUGAAGUCGAGAUAUAUGGCUACAAAGGCGUGCCCCAUUGCUUUCCUGCGGUUAUCAUAACCCAUCCUAGCACGCCGGUCUUUUACGAGAGGUACAAUGCCUUCUUGAAGAAACACGCGACUAGUUCUAAUGAGGAGAAAUAA
Annulohypoxylon maeteangense is the source of this 1059-nucleotide messenger RNA. Its product is annotated as alpha/beta-hydrolase. The record is from RefSeq and is a predicted model, not a curated record. Gene Ontology annotation, molecular function: hydrolase activity. Bases 1 to 1059 code for a protein of 352 amino acids. Lineage: Eukaryota; Fungi; Ascomycota; Sordariomycetes; Xylariales; Hypoxylaceae. The transcript is spliced from 6 exons.